AGCCCUCCAGCGCGUGAGGAGGGGUGAGGGUGGCCCGUCGGCACGAGCGCAGACAGCAAGGAACAGCUGCAGAGAAGCUCUCGUUCAUUGAAUUACACCGCAUAGCUCAUACAAUAUAACUGUUUUCCGCCCAAAAAAUAAAUAAUAUCGUCCAAACCAUAACCAUCCAACAUGGUUGACCGCGAGCAGCUGGUUCAAAAAGCCAGGCUGGCUGAGCAGGCAGAGAGAUAUGAUGAUAUGGCAGCAGCCAUGAAAUCGGUAACCGAGCUGAACGAGGCCUUGUCCAACGAAGAGAGGAACCUCCUGUCCGUCGCCUAUAAGAACGUCGUAGGCGCUCGGCGCUCAUCCUGGAGGGUCAUCUCCAGCAUCGAGCAGAAGACGUCCGCUGAUGGCAACGAGAAGAAGAUCGAGAUGGUGAGGGCCUACCGCGAGAAGAUUGAGAAGGAGCUGGAGGCCGUGUGCCAAGACGUGCUCAACCUGCUGGAUAACUUCCUGAUCAAGAACUGCAGUGACACCCAGCACGAGAGCAAGGUCUUCUACCUGAAGAUGAAGGGAGACUAUUACCGUUACUUGGCCGAGGUGGCCACGGGCGAGAAGCGCUCCACCGUGGUGGAAUCCUCCGAGAAGGCCUACAACGAGGCUCACGAGAUCAGCAAAGAGCACAUGCAGCCCACUCACCCCAUCCGGCUGGGAUUGGCCCUCAACUACUCGGUCUUCUACUACGAGAUCCAGAACGCUCCGGAGCAGGCCUGUCAUCUCGCCAAGACGGCCUUCGACGACGCCAUCGCCGAGCUCGACACCCUCAAUGAGGACUCCUACAAAGACUCAACCCUCAUCAUGCAGCUCCUCCGAGACAACUUAACACUGUGGACGAGUGACCAGCAGGAUGAUGAGGGUGGGGAGGGCAACAAUUAAAAGUAGACAAGUUCUCGAUCUAGAAACAUAAAAAUGGCUGGUGGACUUUGGCAGCAGCUUUUGCCAUGGUUUCCUCUGCAGCAGCAGUUCUUUAUUUUUCCACGAGUUAAAAGAAAAAAAUAUCAAGGGUCGUAAAGGGGGGGCUAAAGUCCUAGUUUGAAUAUAUACAGAAAUAUAUAUAUAGUUGAAUGGGCCUCCCUCUUCUUGGUUCUCUUUGACAUUUGCCAAAACCACUGAAAUGUCAGUCAAUCAGCCGGAAACGGUCGUUGUUGGUUGGGAAUGGCAGCCUCACACUGGCAUAUGGACUGAUGUAUUUCAAAGGGAUGCUGCUUAUUUAUGUUUUGGGUAGUAGAAAAGCAUUUAAAAAAAGAGGGUAAGGUGGCGUUCGAAGAGUAUAAAUAGUAUUAAAUGGUUCCAGUAUUAGUCACGAGUUGAUCUGUUUGAAUCACCCUGUAUGCGCUCAAUUAACUGAACUGGAAAAUCGAUUUAAAUAGCUAUUAGAUGGAAGUGUGUUGAAUAAGAUUGUGUUCUUUUGAAUGCACCAAAAGAGGGAAAGUUUAGUCAUUGUCAUAUAUUCAUCACAGGCUGAUACUACUGGAACCAUUGACUUUUUUGAAGGACAGGUUGGGGAAAAGGCAGAGACUGAUCUGGUUAAAAAAAGAAAAAAAAAAUAGAAAACAGGAAAAUAUUGCAGCUUCAAAGUUUGUGGUUUACUUCUGUGUUUAACUUAUUUUUGCACUUGCCAAGUAUACUGUUUUGUCAGUGUAAGAUAAUUACAACAAUACUAUCAAUGAUUCAAUAUUGUGCAUGCUGGUGAUGUAUUUAUACAAUAGCUUGACUUUAUUAACUUAUAUCUUGGAUGUUAUGUAUUCCUAUAAUUGAAAAGUAAACUGGCUUCAUAUUGUUUGUUUAUAAUUGAUCAGUUUUCGUUUCGAUUCGCUAUUCGAAAAUUGUGAUUGUUGACAAUAAAUCGAUCUGUUAUGGGCAUUACCGUUGUGACAUGGAAUGUUUUUUCUUUAGCUAGGCUGACUUUUGAAAAAGAAUACUGAUCACUGAUGUACCAGUGUGUUUCUUGGUAAAUUGUAACCAUGUCAUUGUUAAGCAAUAUUUUGCUCUUCAAACAAUAUAUGAGUGCUCUUCUUGUCAUAUUAUGCACAUUGAACGUGUGGUUUAAACAACAGUGACGUUACCGAAUCAGUGUUUCCAUGACCGAUUCAGAACAUGGACCUUAAAUUGUCUUUGGCAGUAUUUCUAAAUUAAUUUCUUUGCAUUUUCCUUUUUUUUAUUUUACUUUUAGCUGUAUCCUGAGUGACAAUAUCUUGAAUGUGAAUAACUAUGUAGCAGUUGCACAAGAGCCGAAAUAAUUAUAACAAUAAAAAGACAAGAAAAAAAGAA
Molecule: messenger RNA, 2310 nt
Organism: Carassius auratus (goldfish)
Lineage: Eukaryota; Metazoa; Chordata; Actinopteri; Cypriniformes; Cyprinidae
Gene: ywhag2
Product: 3-monooxygenase/tryptophan 5-monooxygenase activation protein, gamma polypeptide 2
Exons: 2
Coding region: 172-915 (247 amino acids)
Source: RefSeq, a predicted model, not a curated record